Molecule: messenger RNA, 1626 nt
Organism: Schistosoma curassoni
Lineage: Eukaryota; Metazoa; Platyhelminthes; Trematoda; Strigeidida; Schistosomatidae
Source: the annotation of a GenBank genome assembly
AUGAUGUUUCAUACGUGUUUAAAGUCUAUCAUCUUCUUCAGUAUAUUAUUAUUUGCUUCAUUAUUAUCAUUAUGUAUAUUAUAUCCUAUUCUUUGGCUAUUAAUCACUAGAGAAACACGUUUAAAUCCAGGAUCAACUAUAUACACUGAAUGGUCAGAACCUUCAAUACCUAUUUAUAUACAAUUUUAUUUUUUUAAUUUAACAAAUCCAAUUGAAUUUCAAUCUGGUCAUAAACCUCAUCUUAAACAAUUAGGACCAUAUACAUAUCUUGAAAAACGUAUGAAAUUCAAUAUUACACAAAUAAAUGAAACAAUUACUUAUCAAGAAAUAAAAUGGUAUUAUUUUGUUCCAAAUUUAUCAAAUGGUACAGAAAAUGAUAUGAUUACAACUAUAAAUCUUGCUUAUAUAACCAUAGCAACUAAAUUCAAUGAGUUGCCAUGGUUACUAAGUAGAAUUAUUGAAGAAAUUGAAAAACAUUUUCAUGAAUAUUUAUUCAUUAAAAAACCUAUAAAACAAUUAUUAUGGGGUUAUAAUGAUGAAUUAUUAACAUUUAUAUCAAAUUAUUUUAUGAAUAUCACAACAACUAUUGGUUUAUUCAUUAAUAAGAAUAAUACAUUCAGUGAUUCUAUUACAAUUAAUAAUGGUUUAUAUAAUCAUAAACUGAUUGGUGAAAUUAUCAAAUAUAAUGGAAAGGAUAAAUUAUCUUAUUGGAAAACAUCUACAGCGAAUAUGAUUAAUGGUAGUGAUGGUUCAUUAUUUCAUACCUUUUUAACUAUAAAUGAUAAUCCUUAUAUAUUUGCAUCAGAUAUAUGUCGUUCUAUACAAUUUACUAUAGAUUCUAUAGUGAAAUUCAAUCAUUUACCAGUUUUCAAAUUUAUUCCCAUGUUAGAUACAUUUAAAUCACCGAAAUAUUAUGAAAAAAAUAAAGGAUUUUGUUUAGAUUGGCCUAAUUGUUAUGAUGAUGGUGUAUUAGAUAUGUCAUCAUGUCAACCUGGUAUACCAAUUGCUGUAUCACAACCACAUUUUCUUAAUGCUAAUCAAUCCUAUCAGAAUGCUAUUGAUGGAUUAUAUCCAACAGAUGAGCUCAAUACAAUGAUUUAUAUAGAACCAAAUACUGGUUAUGUCAUUAAAGCGGAAAAAAAACUUCAAAUGAAUAUCUUUAUUAAAAAUAAUCAAAAUUUUCAACAACUUGAAAAUAUUUCCAACAUUUUAUUACCAAUUAUGUUUAUUAAUGAAUCGAUUGAAUUAAAUCAUACAGUAAUCAAUCAAUUACAUAAUAUAUUAAUACAAAACCCAUACAUAGCAACAAUUAUAUUAUUGAUUAUGAUUACAUCAUUUAUAUUGAUUAUAGGUUUUAUUAUUUUAUUAUAUUUUUAUCAAACUAAUAGAAAUCCCCCUGUGUAUACACGAUAUAUUAAUGAUGAAGAUAAUAAUAAUAAUAAUCAGGAAUAUGUACAAACGAAUAGUACUUCUGUAGAGAAUAUACAAAGUAAACAAGAAGAGGAAAAAGAAGAAGAAGAAGAAGAAGAAGAAGAAGAAGGAGAAGAAGAAGAAGGAGAACAACAGCGACAACGAGAAGAGGAACGAAUAAUAAUAGCGAAUAAUCAACAAAAUCCUGUAGUUUAA